This is a messenger RNA of Torulaspora delbrueckii, 2061 nucleotides long. RefSeq names its product Zip2p (gene ZIP2). The transcript has a single exon. The record is from RefSeq and is a predicted model, not a curated record. Bases 1 to 2061 code for a protein of 686 amino acids. Lineage: Eukaryota; Fungi; Ascomycota; Saccharomycetes; Saccharomycetales; Saccharomycetaceae.
AUGAUAUUUGAAUUAUGGGAGGUAGUUUUUACUGAACGAGAUUUAGCCGCCGAUGAGGGCGGCUACGAAGGUGUUCGCCUUCGAACCAAGGAAAGCAUUGUUCUAAAGAGGAAAAGCCAGCUUUUGUUGAAGCAGAUAUCAGCAUCUAGGUCGUUGGACUGUUGCUUCGACCCUAUAGUGUUUUCUUUAACGCAUUUUUGGUUGGAGGUUAUUCCAUACACUUCAAAAGAUACUAAACAGGAGCUUCCCAAAUGGCCACAAGUUUCAGUGACACCUUUCCUAGAGUACAAUCAGGAAGUUGCAAAAGAACGAAUUAAGCUUGAAAGUCAAAGUUUAGAGACAUUGAAAUGGUUACAAGGAUUAACGCCAAUCAACCCCAAGUUUCCAUGUAUCGAGCGAAUUAAAGACAAUGGUUUGGAAGCGCUGAUGUUAGACCUUUACUUAAUAUCCAUGGAAAAGGUUCCAAGCGGUCCGCUGAAAGAGCUAACUGCAAUGCCCAGUUUCUUACAGGAACGUUUUAUGUCACUAACGAAUGAAACUUUAGAAGAAAGAGCGGUAUCACGGUGCGCAGGAAAGUAUGAUUUGGAGCGUUUCCCAAUAGUGGGGCCGCUGUUGGAGGGCUACAUUAUCCAUGCUCUAAGUUUCAAAGAUAAUGUCCGGCAUGAGAAAACCGGGGAAUUCGAAGAGUGGCCCAUUCCCAGAGAAACACCUUGUGAACGAGUCUUCCAAGAUCUGCAAGCAAAGCUUCUAGAUCAUGAUUUCGAUCCUUUAGAUUUUUAUAAGCUUAAAGUAUCGAAGGUGAGUUCUGCUACACAACCGAAGAGGAAUAAGUUCUCGCCGCACAAAGUCUGGAAGGUUUCCAAAGAGCAGAUCAGAGAACUUGAUUGGAAUCCAUUAAAGUGGAUGACCAAAGAGGCCACUACUACACUACUUUCGAAAGAUGUAAUAGUAGCGAAGGAGUAUCGGCCACAUCACGUAUCUUUAACGUUCCCAACCAUGACAUACAAUUCAAUUGAUCUGAUAGACACCGAAAACAAGACAUUUGGUUCCUUGAAGAUAGACAAUUGGCAGAUGCCAGCAAGUAUGGUCGAGGGGCCUUCGACUGGAGAGAUCACAAUAGAAAAACAGUCAUCGAGCUUCAGGGAAGAAAAGGACUCACAGGAAAUUACCAAGAUAAGCACAUCUCUUCUGCCUCACGGUAGGUCAUUUUUUGAUGAGGAAUUGAGAUCGAUGCUUGAGGUCAAAAAAAGAAGGCUGGCUGGCGGAAAGGAAAAUCCCAAGCCUACUGCCCAGCCCACGAGCGUCAACAUGUUACGAAUACUCAACAAGGUAUCGAACAACCGAGACACUCAAACUGAGAAAAACUUAAUACCGGCUGAAAGCAUUCCGACUGUCAACGUUCCACUUCCGACACCUUUCCAGGAGCUAAACCUCCAUAACAUCAAAAAGAGUGUUCUCGUUAAUCUCAGUCGGCUGAAACACAAUCACAGCCUAAUAAGAUAUUUGACGCAUGCAAAUAAUGAGAUUAGCCUUAUUGAACAGAAGCAGUCCCAACCGUACGAUUUUGUUCUGAAUCCGUCGACAUGUAUUAUCAGGCUCCAGUUGGAUACCUUCUUCCAGAUGAAAGACAGCAAUGACUUAUACUAUGAGCAGACUCUCACACACCUUUUAACUGAAUUUAGAAAAGUCAUAGUACUAGUAGAGUACCGCGAUAUGAUGGAAACAGCUGAUCGAGAUGUAUUUUGGAAAAUCCGCCUAUAUCUUAACAGACCAGAGUUCGAAGUCCAUUUAACAUCCUCUAAUGAUGAAGCGAUAGGAAAUUGGAUCUGUAUGCUAGCCAGGAGGUAUUCUGGUCAGUUCAGAGAGUUCAAUGCCUCCAGCACUAGCGAAGAGUUCUUGCUAGCUCUCAACUUGAAUAAAUUUCAGGUUCAAACACUUCUUGAAAGGUACCACCUCUCAAGCUUCCUUCAUAUGAUCUUGGACAAUGACACUUCGCAGUUGGAAGACACGCUUUCACCAUUACAGGUUCAGAGAAUCAAGAGUAUGAUGCUUUUAGAGUGA